This is a messenger RNA of Scutellospora calospora, 588 nucleotides long. The record is from the annotation of a GenBank genome assembly. Lineage: Eukaryota; Fungi; Glomeromycota; Glomeromycetes; Diversisporales; Gigasporaceae.
AUGGCAACGGCCUCAGUGGACGAUGAUCAGAACGGGGAAGCUGAACUUGCAGAUUACAAAAAUAAAGCAAAACUUCUUUUCAAAAAAAUGAAUGAAAACUCCGAAGAGAGAUGUUCAAUUGAAUCAGGAAGUUAUUAUUUUCACUACCUGGAAGAACUUGCUAAAGAAUUUUCAAUGAGUUACGGGAACGAGGUCGAAAAAAGAACUUUAAGACCAUAUGCUUUUGUUAAAUUUGGUACAUAUCAUCUAUCCGAGCCUUUUGAGGAAUUGAGAAUUUACGUGAUUUACGUGUUUGGUUUGGAAACCCUGACAAUGUUGACCACUAAUGCUUAUGCGGUUUAUCAAAAUACACGAACGCAACACAAUAUUGAUCGACUAAAUACCGAACUGAAUGAGGUGGCCAAUAUCAUGACUAAAAAUUUGGAAAGUGUCUUGUGGCGCGGCGAAGGGUUAGAAAAAAUGAGUUCUCUCUCUGAUCAACUUCGUUAUGAAUCCCAGAAAUAUAAAAAGACAGCUCAUGACCUUAAUCUGCAACUUCUUUAUCGCAACCAACCGUAUAUUUAUAAUGAUGAACAUUCUUAUAGAUAA